Messenger RNA from Notechis scutatus (mainland tiger snake), 2192 nucleotides. The record is from RefSeq and is a predicted model, not a curated record. Lineage: Eukaryota; Metazoa; Chordata; Lepidosauria; Squamata; Elapidae.
UCCUGACCAGAAAGCGCUGCAUUGGGAAGUCAUGCUUGAAAACCAUAGGAACGUGGUCUCUCUGGGUAAUAAUGGGCAGGAGAAUCAAGAUUCCUGUGAACUGUUCCAAGUGAUCAAUGCUAAAGAUGGAACGGAGAAGUUUGGAAUUCGAACGGAAUUCGAAAGCCAUGAAAAAAACCAGUCAAAGAAUUGGAACCAGGAAAGCUCAUCUUCCAGUGAUGCUCCGAUGCAAAACAAAGGGGAUGAUGCUAUAAGAAGACACAAUGGACAAAAUUACAAUGGGACAUUCAAUCUUUCUCUUGGGAAUAACUUCUUUACAUCUCAAAAAGUGAUUGACACAAAAGAGAAGCCUUAUAAAUGUUUGGAAUGUGGAAAAUGUUUUAGAACAAACAGGGAACUUACUAUCCAUAAAAGGAUCCACACAGGGGGGAAGCCGUACAAAUGCAUGGAGUGUGGAAAGAUCUUUGCUCAUGGCAGCGGGCUUACUAUCCAUGAAAGGAUCCACACAGGGGAGAAGCCAUUUAAAUGCAUGGAGUGUGGAAAGACCUUUGCUCAAAGAGGUAAUCUUAUUUCCCAUAAGAUGACUCACACAGGGGAGAAGCCUUUUAAAUGCAUGGAGUGUGGAAAGACCUUUGCUUAUAGAAGUAAUGUUAUUUCCCAUAAGAAGAUCCACACAGGAGAGAAGCCAUUUAAAUGCAUGGAGUGUGGAAAGACCUUUGCUCGGAGCAGUGGCCUUAGAAGCCACAAAAAUAUUCACUCAGGAGAGAAACCAUAUAAAUGCAUGGAGUGUGGAAAGACCUUUGCUCGGAGUAGUGGCCUUAGAAGCCACAAAAAGAUCCACACAGAAGCGAAACCAUUUAAAUGCAUGGAGUGUGGAAAGACCUUUGCUCAGGACGGUGAUUUUAAAAGGCACAAAAUGAUCCACACAGGAGAGAAACCACUUAAAUGCAUGGAGUGUGGAAAGACCUUUGCUUAUAGAAGUUGUCUUAUUUCCCAUAAGAUGAUUCACACAGGAGAGAAGCCAUUUAAAUGCAUGGAAUGUGGAAAGACCUUUGCGCGGAACAGUGUCCUUCGAAGCCACAAAAAUAUCCACUCAGGAGAGAAACCAUAUAAGUGCAUGGAGUGCGGAAAGUCCUUUGCUCAAAGAAGUAAUCUUAUUUCCCAUGAAAGGAUCCACACAGGGGAGAAGCCAUUUAAAUGCAUGGAGUGUGGGAAGACCUUUGCUCGGAGCAGUGGCCUUAGAAGCCACAAAAAUAUUUACUCAGGAGAGAAACCAUAUAAGUGCAUGGAGUGUGGAAAGAUCUUUGCUUAUAGAAGUAAUCUUCUUUCCCAUAAGAGGAUCCACACAGGAGAGAAGCCAUUUAAAUGCUUGGAGUGUGGAAAGAGCUUUGCUCAGAGCAGUGGCCUUCGAAGCCACAAAAAUAUUCACUCAGGAGAGAAACCAUAUAAAUGCAUGGAGUGUGGAAAGAGCUUUGCUCAGAGCAGUAUCCUUAGAAGCCACAAAAUGAUCCACGCGGGAGAAGCCAUUUAAAUGCAUGGAAUGUGGAAAGAGUUUUACUCAGAAUGGUCAUCUUAUUUCUCAUAAAAGGGUCCACGUUCGGGAGAAUCUAUAUAGCAAUAACAAUUCCACUUAGACUUAUAUACCACUUCUGGGUCCUCAUUUUAGCAACCUCAGAAGGAUGAAAGACUGAAUUAACCAUGAGCCAGUCAGGAUCGAACUCCUGGCUGUGGGCAAUUAGCUUGUAGUUCUGCAUUCUUUUUUUUUGUAAAGUUUUUUAUUUUUGACAACAAACACUGACAGAUACAAAAAUAUCAAAAUAAAACCAUCUUUCUAUUGUAUACAGUGUGUCGGUUGGUACAUAUCUCUUUUGUACAAUAUCAACAGUCUGUCUCUUCUAAUUUAAAUUAAACUUCAUAUUGUAAAUCAACUAUGCAAGUUAUACCAUUAUUAUUAACUCCUUAUUAGACUAAAAUUAAAAAUUCACAUUUUUACGAGCAAAUUUCAACUUUAAUGUAGCUUAAUUUAUAUUAUUCAUUUCAUUAUAACCAUUGUCUACCAUAAUCAUGUAUCAUUACAUUAUCUUAUCUCUAUUGUUCUAUUAUAAUUGUGUUAUAAUGUAUUUUAUUUCCCUAUCUUAUCUAGCCAUUGAUAAAAGAAAUCCCAUAUUUUAUAAUAUUGUUUUAUCUUCUUG